Molecule: messenger RNA, 1847 nt
Organism: Cynara cardunculus var. scolymus (artichoke)
Lineage: Eukaryota; Viridiplantae; Streptophyta; Magnoliopsida; Asterales; Asteraceae
Product: hydroxymethylglutaryl-CoA lyase, mitochondrial-like
Exons: 10
Coding region: 225-1556 (443 amino acids)
Biological process (GO): ketone body biosynthetic process; L-leucine catabolic process
Molecular function (GO): hydroxymethylglutaryl-CoA lyase activity
Source: RefSeq, a predicted model, not a curated record
CGUUUUGAAUACAGUUACCAUCGAGGAACUAUUGGAGAACUUCUGAUUUUCCGGUUGAGGGUUUAGUUUGUUGAUCUAAGCGUUAACGGAGAUGGUAAUAUGGCGUCAAUUGGGCUGCCAAACCUGGAAUACGGUGGCCUUUAGGCCAUGCGAUGUAAAUUGGAAGAGAAGUGGACUGGCCUCUUCGAUAUGAGUUCUUGUCCUCCCUACUCAUCUUAUUGAUAAUGUUAACAUCUAAGGUUCUUGGUAGAUUUACCAAGGGUAAAUCUUUUCUGCCCAACACAUAUAGUCCUACUUUUAUAAGCACUUUGAUGCCAAUAGCUUCUGAAAAGCAUUUCAGCACUGGUGUGGAUGCACUUGAAAGCAACCACCCUGUAGCAUCUAAAAGCCAAGUACAUGACAUGGAAGCUGGAAAUUGCAGUUAUGGAGGGAAACUUGGCUCAUCAAAAAGUCAAAUUGAUGUGACUACUGGAGAGCCAUUUCCAUCGAAAAGACUAACAAGGAUGUCUCUACAACAAUGCAGACAUCAACCGCCUGUUGUUGGUAGUCUACGUCCACAUAUAUGCAUGUCAAGUUCUAAUUACAGCACGCAGUGCAUUGAUAGUAUUACGACAAAUUUACAACAUAAGUUAUUAGUCAACAUCCCAAGAUAUGUCAAGAUAGUUGAAGUUGGUCCACGGGAUGGGCUGCAGAAUGAGAAGGAUAUCGUACCUACUGCCGUAAAAGUUGAAUUGAUCAAAUUGUUGGUUAAUUCAGGAUUGCCGGUUGUUGAAGCAACUAGUUUUGUCUCACCAAAAUGGGUACCACAGUUGGCAGAUGCAAAAGAUGUAAUUGAAGAAAUUAGAAGUGUUAGGGGUGCUAGAUUCCCUGUACUAAUACCAAAUCUGAAGGGAUUAGAGGCGGCUAUUGCAGCUGGAGUGAAGGAAGUCGCAGUGUUUGCUGCAGCUUCUGAGUCCUUUUCACGUGCAAACAUUAAUUGUACUAUAAAUGAAAGUCUUGCCCGUUAUCGUGAUGUUGCUUCUGCUGCUAAGGAACGCUCACUCCCUGUACGCGGGUACGUAUCAUGCGUUGUCGGAUGUCCAAUGGAAGGAGCAGUGCAUCCAACCAAAGUGGCCUACGUUGCCGAGGAACUUCUAAAAAUGGGCUGUGAUGAAAUUUCCCUCGGUGAUACCAUCGGGGUUGGUACUCCUGGUUCCGUUAUCCCUAUGAUCGAGGCCGUUAAAAGUGUUGUCCCUUUAGAGAAGCUUGCUGUACAUUUUCAUGAUACCUACGGGCAAGCCCUUUCGAAUAUCCUUAUAUCACUGCAAAUGGGGAUUAGUGUGGUGGAUUCAUCUGUAUCGGGUCUUGGUGGUUGCCCGUAUGCCAAAGGUGCAAGUGGUAACGUAGCCACGGAGGAUGUUGUAUAUAUGCUUAACGGGCUUGGUGUAAAGACCAAUGUGGAUCUUCGAAAGCUCACGUUGGCUGGAGAUUUUAUCAGGAGACAUUUGGGUCGGCCCUCCGAGUCUAAAGUUGCAACCGCGUUGAGUAAAACCGCAUUUUGCGCAUCCAAAUUAUAAGGCACCAUGAAACUUUUUGGUGUCGAUUGAAGUUAUUUCAUAUGGAUUACGAUAAUCUUGGCAUCGCGGGUGAUGUGAUAAAACGUUUCUAUUUUAGUGUCGGUAGUUACCCCUUUGUCCGAAAAUAUGUGUCCAAGUUCUUAUUUUAGUAUGUCCCAAAAUAAGGGUCCACUUUCACAGGUAAAUGCACAUUUCACAAUUCUAUCCUUAAUUAUAAGAUGGAGAAAGUCAUUACUGCCUCUGUUAUUAAGGGUAACAUUGUCAUUUAGUUAAUUAAAAACGUUUCUAAAA